Saprolegnia parasitica CBS 223.65 is the source of this 1634-nucleotide messenger RNA. RefSeq lists its product as hypothetical. Lineage: Eukaryota; Oomycota; Saprolegniomycetes; Saprolegniales; Saprolegniaceae. The record is from RefSeq and is a predicted model, not a curated record. Bases 21 to 1634 code for a protein of 537 amino acids. Gene Ontology annotation, biological process: proteolysis. The transcript is spliced from 10 exons. Gene Ontology annotation, molecular function: aspartic-type endopeptidase activity.
UUCCGGUUCGGUGCUUGGCGAUGAUGACGGUAGCGCGGCUCGUCCUCGGUCUCGUGCUGCUUCCAUGGGCCGCCUGCCUCCGCGAAGACCGCGUCGUGCGCAUGGACCUCAAGCGCGACCUGCCUCUCCGGCGGCGCCUUGACGCGGCCAACGCGACGACGACGGCGCCGUUUCUGAAGAACCAAGUCCCGCUGGGCGUGGGCGCCGGCACACACUACGCCGAGCUGUACAUGGGUCUACCGCCGCAGAAGGCCUCGGUGAUUGUCGACACGGGCAGCCACUUGACCGCGCUGCCCUGCGCCUCAUGCCCCAACUGCGGUACGCACACCGACCCGCCGUACGACAUUGCCAAGUCGUCCACCGCACGCUUCAUGCAGUGCGACGAAUUCGACGGCUGCUCGUCCUGCGAGCAAGACCACUGCCGCAUCUCGCAGAGCUACGCCGAAGGCAGUAUGUGGUCAGCGCUUUUGGUCAACGAGCUCUGCUGGGUCGGGCCGCUCGACGCGACUGGCGGCAGCAAUGCAACCACAACCAUGGCGGCCUCGGGCGUGCGGUUUCCGAUCGGAUGCCAGACCAAGGAGACAGGGCUCUUCAUUGGGCAGAAAGAGAAUGGGAUCAUGGGGCUCUCCCAGGACAACAACACGUUCAUGGCCUACCUCGUCUCGGCCAACCGCGUUGACCGUAACCUCUUCUCGCUCUGCUUUGCAGAGAACGGCGGGCAAAUGGUCCUCGGCGGCGCCGACGAAAGCGUCCACCUCGCAGCACCCGUGUUCACGCCGCUCCUCACCACCAGCGGCUGGUUCACGGUCGAGCUUCUCGACAUUAGCGUCGGCAACAAGUCGCUUGGCAUUGUGCCCGCGACGUACAACCAUGGCCGCGGUGUCAUUGUCGACAGCGGUACGACCGACUCGUUCUUCCCGAGCAGCGCCGCGGCCGCGUUCAACGCUGCGUUCAACGAGCUCUCGGGCGGACGCGACUUUCUGGACAACACCGAGGACAUUUAUACGGACGACGAGCUCGGGCAGCUGCCUCCGAUCGUCCUCACGCUCCGCGGGCCAACCCGGUCGUCCAUGAUCACGCUCCGCAUUCCAGCGUCGCAGUACUACACCAAGGUGAGCGAGGACGGGCACUACACGUCAAGCUUUCAUUUCUCCGAGCCGUCGGGCAGCGUCCUUGGCGCGAGCACGAUGCUCAACUACAAUGUCAUCUUUGACAUGGAAGCCCGGCGCGUCGGGUUUGCCCCCGCGCGCUGCGAUGCCAACAGCCGUGCGCUCUUGUUUGGGCCGAGUGUCGCAACCGGACCGCUGGUGCUGCCUCCGAUCAAGUCGCUUUGGUACCAGUACGAGACGCUCUUGACGGUGCUGGUCGCGUGCUCGUUCAUGGGGCUCGUGCUCCUCUGCUUUACGUUUCUCCUUCGCCGCAAGUGUGGCGCCAAGACGCGCUGGGUGCGCCUCUCGACCAACGACCACUCGCCGUCGCCGCGCGCGAUUGCCCUUAACGCAACGGAUGUGAGUCCAGAACUGUUUGAGUCGGGGGAUGGAAGCCCCAUGACGCCCCCGACGCCACCGUCGCCCCAGCGCCGCCUCUCGCGGUCGCCGGAUCUGCAUUCGAUUCCAGAAAGCGACUCGGAGUAG